AAACCAUGACCAGAAGGCACGAGUCGGCCACACGUGCUCUUCUUUCUGUUGAAAAUCGGCGCUCGACUUGUUUCAUUUACCGGAACAACUUAGUCUAGGCUUGUUGCUCACGCUUGUUUGGGGCAAAAAAAUUAAAUAAAAAACACUUACCGGUUAAUUUUCUAUGUAAACUGCAUUGUUGAUCUUAUUCAUCGGCAUAAAACGACAUUCUUUAAUAAUUGAAAUUAGCGCCCCUUGUGCAAGCUGAGAUGGACAACAACGAUAAUCCUGUUAUUCAAGGAUUGGAGGCUCUUUUGGGGAGUGAAGACAUGCAUGAGGGUUCUGUAUCUCACAGCAAAAGUUUUGAAGAAAUGAGAACCAGAUUCAGAGAUAGCUUUAGUUUGGAUCAAUCAAAGGAUUCUGGGAUUGCUUUUUCCAAUCUUAGUUUUAGACAUAUCCCAAGUGUAAACACAUCUAUUCAGAAUCAAUCCAUGGAGUCAGGCUUCUCAUGUGAAUUAUAUGAUACUUCGUUCAGUUUUAAGCCAGCUGUUAAUGUUUCAUUUGAUGGAUGCUACAUCGAAGAUGAUUUUGUGCCUGUAACUAGAGGUCUUGGACAAAAGCUUCAACAGUCACAGUGGCCAGCAAGACCUAAAUCUGGGAUCCUUUCUAGUGCUGUUAGCCACGGUGGUGAUAUUAAAAGUAAAACCCCUUCUUCACCUUCAAGCAUACAAGAAGCAUACACCCAAGUGAAACAUACAUACCUGUUGAAAAAGUGUUGGAAUAGUAUAUGUUGCAUAAGGAAACUUCGUACUCAGUUGACUCAAAAGCCUAUGGAUCUGGAGCAACCAAUAGAAUGGAGCGUAAUUUACUUGCUUGAUGCCUUCAAGAAUGAAAUUAUAGAAAUGACCAAAGAAUUCAGUGACUCGAAGCUUGCUUCCUUGCUACAUGAAAUUCAGAAGUCUUUAGAGCUGGUGUACAGAAACAUCGGUUGUAGUGCUAUGGAUUGGAAUAUGUUGAACCAACUUCAACGACUCUCUAGUAAUUUGUUUGUGGCUCUCUAUUGUCAGUGCAUUCUACAGAAUUCACUAUCUACCCCAGCUGAAGAGAAGUUUCGUUCCGAGAAACGCUUUACAAUUUGGAAUAGUUUGGCCUAGAAGUGUUCUGUUCUAAUCUUAAGACCCCGUUCUUUUUGUUUUCCUGUUGAGAUUGGCAGCAUACUUUUUCGCGACGUGCCUAAUGUUUUUUUCCCCUACACUGUACGAUAAAUAAAUCAAUAAAUGCUU
Molecule: messenger RNA, 1262 nt
Organism: Daphnia carinata
Lineage: Eukaryota; Metazoa; Arthropoda; Branchiopoda; Diplostraca; Daphniidae
Exons: 4
Coding region: 249-1133 (294 amino acids)
Source: RefSeq, a predicted model, not a curated record